Molecule: messenger RNA, 2939 nt
Organism: Cyprinodon variegatus (sheepshead minnow)
Lineage: Eukaryota; Metazoa; Chordata; Actinopteri; Cyprinodontiformes; Cyprinodontidae
Gene: cdh16
Product: cadherin 16
Exons: 17
Coding region: 32-2530 (832 amino acids)
Biological process (GO): cell morphogenesis; adherens junction organization; multicellular organism development
Cellular component (GO): adherens junction; catenin complex; plasma membrane
Molecular function (GO): calcium ion binding; cadherin binding
Source: RefSeq, a predicted model, not a curated record
CACGGUGAAUGCGGCACCUUUACAGGAACAGAUGACUGACAGGGAGGCCAAACCCAUGCUUCUUGCAGCACUUUUUCUGUCAACGUUUUUCACAUUUGCACCAUGCUCAGGGGCAAAUGUUAAAAUUGGUGUUCCUGAAAACUACGAUGGCAUUUUCCCAUGGUAUCUAGCUAAGCUUCCCAACCUACCAACUAAUUACUCUGACCUGGUGUUAACUGGAGAUGAUGAGGGGAUAUUUGGAGUAGAUGCCCAGUUUCUGUAUGCAAUAAAACCGCUGGACAGAGAGAAACAGCCAUCUUACUCUUUACAGGUGUUCUUUAAACCAGCAGGCGCCAUUCAGAACGUCAGAUCGUCAGCUCAUCGACAAAGCUUCACAGUGGAAGUAUGUGUCAUUGAUAAGAACGACAAUGUGCCCACCUUCAUAGAAGAGAGCAUGAGAGGCAGCGUGCAGCUUGGGCUUCUCAAAGGGAUUCCAUUCAUGCAAGUAGAGGCGCAUGAUCGCGACGACCGUGAUACAGCUCAUGCUGAAUUGCGGUUCAGCCUGAUGGAACAAACACCCAGGAUUCCCUCCAGUCAAAUGUUCUGCAUUGACUCCAUUACUGGAGAGGUUUCCCUCACUGAAGAGGGAGCCUCUACCCUGGACCCAGAAAUGUGUGGCCGCUAUAAACUUUCCGUAAUGGUGAAAGACAUGGCCGGGAGGACUAAUGCUUUCUUCACCACUGGUAUUGUUACUGUUGAGGUUACUGGAAACACUUGGGCAUCGCCUGACCCUGUGCGACUUCAGGAGAAUCUCCCAGGUCCUUACCCCAUUCCCAUAUCACAGGUCAAAUGGAGUGGAAGCCAGGCAGAGUACAGUUUGGAUGGGGAGUUUCCAGAGAUGCUCUUCACCAUCAGUAGAGAUGGUGUCAUCUAUCUUAAUGCGCCUUUGGACAGAGAGACACAAGACCAGUUUCUCAUAAGUAUUGUGGUUGAGCGUCCGGAUGGCAGACAAAUCGCAAAGCCUGUGGAGCUGAGAGUGAUGGUGGGCGACGCCAAUGAUAACAGACCCACAUUUCCUCAGGCCCAGUACCAUACCGUGGUCAAGGAACUGGCUGCUAGGGGAACAGACAUCCUUACAGUUCAGGCAGCCGACAAUGAUGAUCCUAAAACAGACAACGUUCGGAUCUUCUACCGUUUGGUCGGGCAAAUUCCAGAGAGUCCUCGUGCCCUUUUCAGAGUGGACCGGGACUCGGGUGUCAUUUCAGUCCAGGCAGACAGUAUGGAGGGCACAGCACCUCAAUACACCCUAACCAUCACUGCUGAGGAUGCAAAAGGUCUAAACAGUUCCUGCACCGUGGUUGUGACGGUUCAAGAUGAAAACAACAACCCACCAGUCUUCUCCCAGCAUGAGUAUGGGCCAUUUCACAUUCCAGAGGAUGCUCUUGUGGGAACCACAGUUACAGCUGUGUUGGCAAGGGAUGCGGAUGUUCGAGGUGGGGACAGCUGGCAGGUGGACUACCAUUUAGAGUCUGGUAAUGAGGAGGAUGUCUUUACACUGGUGACAGACAGGCAGACCAAUGAAGUUUCACUCGUUCUCUCAAAGUUGUUAGACUUUGAACGUGAGAGCGAGUACAUACUUGUGCUCAGUGCCCAGAACCCAGUUCCUCUGGUCCGUGGCCGAUAUGGCCCAUUAUCAACAGCAACAGUCUCCAUUUAUGUUGAUGAUGUGAACGAGGGUCCAGUUUUGUCACAAAGCCAUUAUGAGGUGACCGUCAGAGAAGGGGAGGAACCAGGCCGCGUCAUCGCCACCAUCCGAGGCUAUGAUCCUGAUUCCCACCCAAUAAGAUAUUCUCUUCAAGGAGACACCAAAAAAUACUUCUCAAUUGGGAAAUAUUCAGGUGAACUGAAGACUGUGCAUGCAUUGGACAGAGAGGAAAACAGCACAUACACCAUGGAGGUCAUUGCAGUUGAUGGACGAAACUCUUCUUUAUCUGCAUCCACCCUGGUGACCGUCCAAAUCCUGGAUGUAAAUGACAAUAGUCCAGUUCUGGUUGGAGACUAUUCAUGGAAAUACCUGUGCACACCUCGAUGGGAAGACCAAGCUCUAGUACUGGCUUCACGGGACAGCGAUGGUCCACAACAUGGUGGAAGACUUAAUUUCUCACUGCGGGGUGAUGCAACAGUGCGACACAACUGGAAGCUGACACCCAUAAAUGAUACUCACACUAACUUGUCAUUAAACAUCCCAUACCUGCCACCUGAAGUUUACAUGGUCCCUUUCACCAUCUCCGACAGCAGCUCUCCUCCUCGAAGUACCUUCAUAAACCUACCAGUAACAGUGUGUCCUUGCAACAUCAGAGGAAACUGCAAAAUAGCUGCCAAGCCGCUGCAGGGCAUGCCAACUAUUCAGUCUGCAGUGGGGACUUUGCUUGGUACCUUUGCAGUCAUAGGAAUCAUCCUCAUCGUUAUUUUCGUGAGAUUGUCCUAUCAAAACUCCAAAGAGCCAAGCAAAAGCAGCCAGGAGAGAGAUCCACUGAAUAUAUCCAUCUAACUAGUAUAUAAAGACAAUUAUUACAUUUUUUUAUCACUGUCUUUAGUAUAUCUGCAGCAAUGUACCUUUGUUAUUUGUCAAAGUUAAUAUUUUCAACCCUAUUCAGUGCAUAAGUCCCUUUUCAUUUAACUCAAUUGAAGUUUGUCUUUUUCUAUCUUCAUAGAUGUGUUUCUUGGUUCUACAAUGUGUUUUUUUAUAUUUACUAAGCAGCGCUAAAACCAUGUUAACAAAAUGUGAAGAAUGACAAGAAUCUAUGGAGCUUAAAAAGAGGCAUCUAUAAUGUUUAACUUUAUACUUCUGCAACUCUUGACUUGCUCUUUUAUCACCAACUCUUCUGUAAUCUUUGAAAUAUGUAUUUGAUAGAUGAGGCUUUCUGUUUAGUUCAAACUAUAUUCUUAAGCAAAAUUCU